CCUUUACACAGUAAAACACAUGAAGAACCAGAACAGAGAGGAGCAGACGUGAGAGCAAACACCUAGGAGAACCAUGUUUCAACUCUUGCUGCUCUUAGGAUUCUGCUCCUUAGACAUGUGUCUGUGUCGUCAGUAUCACUUUGUAAACGAGUCAAAGACCUGGGCUGAAGCACAGAGUUACUGCAGAGAGCAUUAUUUUGAUUUGGCUAGCGUUGAUAACGCUGAAGAAGCUCUGGAGCUUGUGAAAUUAGCAGACAUCAGAAACAGCAACUCAACCUGGAUUGGACUGUAUGAUGAUCUGAACAGCUGGAGAUGGUCUCUGGAUGAUGACAGUUUCUACAAGGAGAAUGAGAGAAGCUUCAGAAACUGGUAUAAAGAGAACCCAAAGAACUGGGGAGGAGACAGUCUCUGCACACAUUUUCAAUUCUAUGAUGGGAGAUGGAGUGAGACAUAUUGCUUGUCCUCACUCAGAUUUGUUUGCUAUGAUGGGAGGGGGAAUGCUUCUGAAAGCUAUGUUUUAGUAAAUCAGUACAUGACCUGGACUGAAGCUCAGAGAUACUGCAGAGAGCAUCACACAGACCUGGCCAGUGUGAGGAAUGAAGCUGAGAAUCAGAAGUUAAGAUCAUUAUAUUAUUAUGAUUAUUCUGAUGUCUGGAUCGGCCUGUACAGAACCAGGUCCUGGUCAGACAACAGCAGCUCUUCUUUCAGCUUCUGGAAAACAGGUCAACCAGAUAAUGCUGGACAGAGUGAACACUGUACAGCUGUCUCAUUCAGUGACUCUGGGAAGUGGACAGAUAAUAACUGUGGACAGGCUUUUCCAUUCAUUUGCUACAAUAUGACGGAGUCUGCAUUCUCUCGUCAGUAUCACUUUGUUUAUGAGAGUAAAAGCUGGACUGAAGCUCAGAGAUUCUGCAGAGAGAACUACACUGAUCUGGCCACCAUUGAGAACAUGGAGGAGAUGAACAGCCUCAUCAGUACAUGGAACGACACAGUAAAUGGAAGUUACGUUGGUUUGGCCUGGAUUGGACUGUAUGAUGAUCUGAACAGCUGGAGAUGGUCUUAUGAUAAUGAGAGUUUCUAUAAGGAGGGGGAGAGAGAUUUCAGAGGGUGGUAUCACGAACCCAACAACUGGAAUGGGAAGGAAAUGUGUGUUUCUAUUGGAGCAGAUGGAAUGUGGUUUGAUCAAAAUUGUCAAUCGUAUUUACCAUUCGUCUGUUAUGAUGGACGAAAUGGAAACAAUGACUACAUCUGGAUUAAUCAGCACAUGUUUUGGGAAGAAGCUCAACGUUACUGCAGAGAGUAUUACACAGACCUGGCCAGUGUGAGAAAUUGGACAGAUAAUCAGAUAAUUUUCAGUGUUACUGGUGGAUCAAGUGCUUGGAUUGGUCUGUACAGGAGCAGGCUGUGGUCAGACCAGCAUGAAUUGACAUAUAAGAACUGGAGACCAGGAAUUAUGUACUCACCUCAACAACCAGACAAUGGUUUUUAUGUUAAUGGAGAGUAUGGUAAUCAGCACUGUACUGCGGUAUCAUUUAGUUAUUCAGGCCAGUGGACAGACGAGAACUGCUUAGCCAAACUUCCUUUUGUCUGCUACACAAGGUUUUGGUCAUGGUCUCCAUAUGUGUCCCAUCAGUAUCACUUUGUUGGUGAGAAUAAGAGCUGGACUGAAGCUCAGAGAUACUGCAGAGAGAACUACACUGACCUGGCAACCAUUGAAAACAUGGAGGAGAUGAGCAGCCUCAUGAACACAGCAAAUGGAAGAUACUUUGGUUUAGCCUGGAUUGGACUGUAUGAUGAUCUGAAGAGCUGGAGAUGGUCUCUGGAUAAUGAAUUGCUCUACAAGCAAAAAGAAAGAAGCUUCAGAAACUGGUACACCUACAAACCCAUGAACUGGGGUGGAAACAGUCUCUGCACAUAUUUUUCAAGCUAUGAUGGGGCAUGGCAUGAGUACCCAUGUUCCUAUGGGCUGCCGUUUUUUUGCUAUGAUGAAAAUGUCAACGAACAAUAUAUUAUAAUCCUCCAGUUAAUGAACUGGACUGAAGCUCAGAGAUACUGCAGAGAGCAUCACACAGACCUGGCCAGUGUGAGGAAUGAAGCCGAGAACCAAAAGCUAAGAACAUUUAAUUAUUACUUUCAUUAUUAUUAUGGUUCUGCAUGGAUCGGCCUGUACAGAACCAGGGCUUGGUCAGACAGCAGCAGCUCUUCUUUCAGCUACUGGAAAACAGGACAACCAGAUAAUAUUGGAGUGAGUGAAAACUGUACAGCUGUCUCAUUCUAUGACUCUGGGAAGUGGACAAAUGAAAACUGUGGAGAGGCUUUCCCUUUUCUCUGCUACAGCAAUUCAAGUCAGUAUCACUUUAUUAAUAACAGUAAGACCUGGACUGAAGCUCAGAGAUUCUGCAGAGAGAACUACACUGACCUGGCCACCAUUGAAAACAUGGAGGAGAUGAACAGCCUCAUGAACACAGUAAAUGGAAGUUACGUUGGUUUGGCCUGGAUUGGACUGUAUGAUGAUCUGAACAGCUGGAGAUGGUCUUAUGAUAAUGAGAGUUUCUACAAGGAUGGAGAGAAAGAUUUCAGAGGGUGGUUCCAACAACCUGAUAACCACAAUGGAAACGAGCUGUGCGUCUCCAUGUCUCCAGCAGGGGAGUGGUUUGAUAUUCCCUGUAGUGACAGAGAAAGAUUUGUUUGCUAUAAUGGAACGAAUGGCACCAAUUUUGUUUGGAUUUCUGAAUUAAAGACCUGGUCAGAAGCUCAAAGUUUCUGCAGAAUGUUUCACACAGAUCUGGCCAGUGUGAGGAACGAGACUGAACUACAGGACAUACUGAGAAUUUCAAACGGGUCCACAGUGUGGAUUGGUCUGUACAGAAAGCGACUGUGGUCUGAUCAGAGCAGCUCCACCUUCACAUACUGGAGACCACAGAUCAUACCAGAAUCAGCAGAGCCUGAUAAUGGUAUUCGAUCACCUGGACAACUUGGUAAUGAACACUGCACAGCUGUGGAUCACUCUGGAUACUGGAAAGAUGAAAACUGCUUAUCCAGUUUCCCAUUCAUCUGCUACAGUGCUGCUGUGAUUGGACUCAGAGUGAAUGUCAAAACUGCAAGAAAUCUGUAUGAAUCUGAAAUCAGAGAACUGGUGGUAAUACAACUCCAGAAUGAAUUUUCCAGAUUGGGACUUCCUGGCAACUUCUCUAUUAAUGUGAAAAAUAUCCGCAAGACAAGUCCCUGAUGGACGCAUAUGGCUUUUGAGUCGACACAUUUUUAUGAUUGCUAAUAAUUAUUUGGAUAGUUGGUGAAAUUAUGGGUUUUAGAUGUAUUUACAUUUAAUUUUAGACUGACGAUUGGAUGAAUGGAAUGAUAGAGAACAUUGAAGGCUACUUUCAGUGGAUUAAAAAAAUUGUUGUUUGAUAAAUUUGCUGUUUCACAUGUUAAUCUAAUCUACAAUAACACAGAAAUGCACCAAUUUAAAACACGUUUUUUUAAAUAGAUUUUUAAAAUGGAUUAGAAGUCAAAAACUGAAUCAUCUACUCACAAAAUGUAAGACUUUUAAUUUAGUACUUUGUAGGAGUCUCUUUAUUAGCAACUACUGCUACAAGGUUUCAUGGAUUUGUCUCUACAAGUUUUUUAGUCCAUUUUUUUUAUGGUAGAUCCUCUUAAGCCUCAUACAGACAUUCAGUGGUGUAAAAAAGUGUUUGCUUCCAUCAUGAUUUCUUAUUUUUUUGCAUGUGGUUUAUCACACCUGAGUUCAAUUUCUAUAACCACACCCAGGCCUGAUUACUGCCACACCUGUUCUCAAUCAAGACAUCACUGAAAUAGAACCUGCCUGACAAAGCUAAGGAGACCAACAGAUACUCAAAAGCUAGACAUUUUGCUGUUAUCCAAAGAAAUUUAUGAACAAAUAAGAAAGAAAGUAACUGAGAUCUAUUAAUAUGGAAAAGGUUAUAAAGUCUAAAGUUCUAAAGUUUUGGGAAUCCAGUGAACCACAGCUUUUUAGAGCCAUUAUCUACAAAUGCCGAAACAUGGAACAGUAGUGAACCUUCCCAGGAGGGACCGGCCGACCAAAAUUACUCCAAAAGCACAGUAACAACUCAUCCAAGAGGUCACAAAAGAACCCACAACAGCACCCAAAGAACUGCAAGCUUCACAUGCCUCAGUUAAGGUCAGUGUCUAUGACUACACCAUAUAUUUUUAUGAUAAAUUCUGCAAAGAUGAAUGGGCCAAAAUUCCUCCACAGCGCUGUAAAAGACUCAUUGCAAGUCAAAGCAAAUAUGUUUUAUGGGGGCAUACACUUUAUUUCACACAGGACCAUGUAGGUUUGCAUUUUUUUCUACCCUAAAAAUAAAAAUAAAAAAACCUUCAUGAUGUCUUUGACUAAUAUUUAUAUUUAUUGGAUGAUCUCAAACAAAAAAAACACCUUUUCACACCAAUGUAAAGGGACUAACCCUGGCCACUGUGAUCCUGGGAUCUUGGUAAAGCUUUACAUAAUGUUUAUAUUUUUGCAAAAUUUGAUCACAGAGAUCCACAGAGGGUCUUUCUAGACAGGGGUGUCCAACCUUUUUUUGUUGGGGGCCAGAAGGAGAAAUAUAUUUGAAGUCACGGGCCACAGACUCUGUAAUAAAACAAAUAAUGAAAUAUACCACUUUAAAUAAUACUUUUUUCCUGAUUAUUUCAUUUACACACCAUUUUACUUGACUUACUCUCUUUAUAUUUGACAGUGUUGUGUAAACUAAGAUUUUUCAAAUCAAUUCAAAUUGCAACAAGUGAGCUCCAACUGACUUCUAAACACAUAAUUAAAGCAAAUCGUGUGCACCUGACUACAAUUUGGUCUGCAAAAGCAAAGGGUCUGAAUACUGUUUUGAAUAAAAGAUUUAAACAUGAAAAAAAAAACUUAAACAUGUUUUCGCUUUGCCAUUAUGGGUUACAAACUGAUUGGUUGUUAAAAUUGGUUAUUAUAUAUAUCCCAGUGGCGUGCAGAUCAAAUAGUUAAUAUACCCCUUCUGCAACACUCCACCCCUCUGUCUUGACUUAGUUAUGAAUUUAAAACACAUUAACAGCACACAAAUAAAGCUACAAAUGACAAAAGUACCAUUUACUGUACAACAGACCACAACAAUCAAUGCUUAAUUUUCCUACAA
Molecule: messenger RNA, 5135 nt
Organism: Astyanax mexicanus (Mexican tetra)
Lineage: Eukaryota; Metazoa; Chordata; Actinopteri; Characiformes; Acestrorhamphidae
Product: C-type mannose receptor 2-like
Exons: 12
Coding region: 74-3229 (1051 amino acids)
Source: RefSeq, a predicted model, not a curated record